AUGAUUCGCAUUCACCGUUUAUGGACUCAGAGUGGGUCUCAUGGGAAUCAUAAUGGUAUUAUGAAUGGUCUUCGUGUUCCUCUUUCUCGCCGUAUUUUGCAGGGUAACUGCCAUUCAUUGGGUGCUUUUCUCAUCACAGUGCGAUGUGUGCAGUACGAACGUACAUCUGAAACACUUCGAGGAAUUAAUAAAAAGAAUCGCACCCUCUCAACACCAUGGAUUACAAAAAGUACAAAAGACUAUAUGACCGAGGAGGAUGCGCAGGUGGCAUCUGUUAAUCCAGUUAAAGACAAAUUGAGACGAAAUUCAAAGGAACGUAAAGAUCGUUUUCUACGAGUUGCGGAGGAAACAGACCGUAUCUUUGAUACUGAAAUGGAUAGAAUGCGUGAUUAUAAUGUGCGACGAUGGAAAAAAGGUAUUACUUUUUUUAAGAGACAAGGUUUGGCAUUUACUGUACUUUACAUUUCUGCUUAUUUACUAUGCCUUGGUCUAUUAUAUGUUGGGUUUGCCACAGGAGUACUUAAAAAGGAAGCAGCAUAUGAAUUUAUGUUCUUUUUUCUUGAGAGGUACAUUGAUAAGGAGAUGUUUUACACACGAGUGGAAGCGUGGGGCAAAUAUAUUGAUUUUGGAUUUGCAUUUGUAAUCAAUGAAAUGUUGGAAUUUAUACGUUUCCCAUUUAUGAUUUACACUUUCUAUACUUUUCGACCGUACUUGACGGGAAUUUCUAGGCGCGUGAAACCAUCAUUGUUUAGAUGGAAUGCUGCAGAGUCAUAA
Molecule: messenger RNA, 774 nt
Organism: Trypanosoma theileri
Lineage: Eukaryota; Euglenozoa; Kinetoplastea; Trypanosomatida; Trypanosomatidae
Exons: 1
Coding region: 1-774 (257 amino acids)
Source: RefSeq, a predicted model, not a curated record